AUGCUGCGCUUGUCGCCGCUACUCCCGCUGCUGCUUAUGCUGCCGCCGCUGGUCCCCAGCCUCGGGCUCCGGGACGCUGGCGGUCGGCACCCGGAGUGCGGUCCGUGCCGCUCAGAGAACUGCCCCGCGCCCGCGCGCUGCCCCGAGCCUGGGAUCGUUGCGCGCGACGAGUGCGGUUGCUGCGUGCGCUGCCUGGGCGCGGAGGGCGCCAGCUGCGGSGGGCGGGCAGGCGCGCGCUGCGGCCCCGGCCUGGUGUGCGCCAGCCGGGCCGCAGGGGCGGCGCCCGAGGGCACCGGGCUCUGCGUGUGUGCUCAGCGCGGUCCUGUCUGUGGCUCCGACGGCCGCUCCUACCCCAGUGUAUGCGMGCUUCGUCUGCGCGCCAGGCACGCGCUCCGCGCGCACUCCAGCCACCUUCAUAAGGCACGCGACGGCCCCUGCGAGUUUGCUCCUGCAGUCAUCCUGCCACCCCGGAGUGUUCACAAUGUCACCGGGGCGCAGGCAUACCUGUCCUGUGAGGUGAGGGCCGUGCCCACCCCAGCCAUCACAUGGAGGAAGGUCACACACUCCCCUGAYGGUACUGAGGUGCUGGAGGAGUUACCUGGGGAUCACGCCAAUAUAGCUGUCCAGGUGCGAGCUUCCAACCACGAGGCCACAGCCUGGAUUUUGAUCAACCCUCUGAAAAAGGAAGACGAAGGAGUGUACCAGUGUCAUGCGACCAACAUGGUCGGGGAGGCCAGGUCUCACGGCACAGUGACCGUCCUGGAUCUGAAUAGAUACAGAAGCUCCCUCUCCCCGGCUCCAGCAGGCCUCCUGUGA
Urocitellus parryii (Arctic ground squirrel) is the source of this 816-nucleotide messenger RNA. It is a transcript of the gene Igfbpl1, whose product is annotated as insulin like growth factor binding protein like 1. Gene Ontology annotation, molecular function: insulin-like growth factor binding. Gene Ontology annotation, biological process: regulation of signal transduction; regulation of cell growth. NCBI's taxonomy places the organism in Eukaryota, Metazoa, Chordata, Mammalia, Rodentia, Sciuridae. The record is from RefSeq and is a predicted model, not a curated record. Gene Ontology annotation, cellular component: extracellular region.